UUGUGGGGAGAGCGGCAAUCACUGGAGAGGGGAUGUCGGGCUGUGCUGGGCACCGCGCUGCCAGCACUGGAGCAAGGUGCUGGAGAGCCGCUGGGAGAGGUCAGGCGAUGCCAGACCCCGAGCCGCCGGGACAGCCGGGCGUCGGGCCCCGUCCUGGGACCUGGCUGCCAGCUGGGAGGCGCUUCCCAUCACUGCGGCGGGGGGUGGGGCAAGGCGGGGGCCGACCGCUGGGGCGCAGGAUGCAGCCCGAGUCCCCAGGCCGGCACUCAAUAAUGGAGCCAGGCUGCAACCCACCGCCGGGGAAGAGGCCGCGGCUGGACGCCCAGGCCCGGGAGGAGUCGGCGGCCGAGCCCGAGGCCCGGGAGACGUCGGCGACGGGCGCCGGAGCCCGGGAGGGGCCGGAGGCCGAGGCCCGUGAGAAGCCGGUGGCUGAUCCCGAGGCCCGGGAGCGGCAGGACGACACCGAGGCCCGGGAGGGGCCGGAGGUCGAGGCCCGGGAGCGGCAGGGGCCGGAGGCCGAGGCCCGGGAGCGGCAGGACGGCGCUUACUUCCACUCGUACUCGGACGUGUCCAUCCACGAGGAGAUGAUCGCGGACGCGGCGCGGACCGGCUCCUACCGCCGGGCGCUGCAGCGGGGCUGCGGGCGCGGGCCCGGCGGGGGCGCGCUGCUGCGCGGCCUGACGGUGCUGGACGUGGGCGCGGGCACGGGCAUCCUCAGCGUGUUCUGCGCGCAGGCGGGCGCGGCGCGCGUGUACGCGUGCGAGGCGUGCGCGGUGAUGGCGGAGCGCGCGCGCGAGGUGGUGGCGGCCAACCGGCUGGGCGCGCGCGUGCACGUGGUGCCGGGGCGGGUGGAGGAGGCGCGGCUGCCCGGGCGGGUGGACGCCAUCGUCAGCGAGUGGAUGGGCUACGGCCUGAUGUACGAGUCGAUGCUCCGCAGCGUGCUGCACGCCCGCGACCGCUGGCUCCGGCCCGGCGGCCUGCUCUUCCCCUGCCGCGCCCAGCUCUACCUCGCCCCGGUGACCGACCCGGCCCUGCAGGAGCGCCUGUCCUUCUGGGCCGGCGUCAAGGAGCGCCACGGCGUCGACAUGGCCUGCAUGGCCGCCUUCGCCCGCCGCUGCCUCAUGAACGACGAGAUGGCGGUGGGCGCCCUGCACGGCGAGGACGUCCUGGGCCGGCCUGCCAUGUUCGCCGCCAUCGACCUGUACACGGUCACCGAGCGGGAGCUUGGGGAGCUGGGCGGCUGCUUCACCACCACCUCCUUCGGCACGGCCACCAUGCACGCCUUUGCCCUCUGGUUCGACGUUAUUUUCCCCACCGGGGCCCCUGCGAGGGGAGUUGGCCGUGCUCCCCCUGCAAACGGCACCAUUGACCUCAGUGCAACCCAUGCCAAUGCAUACGGCCCCAAUGCUGAGGGUCCAGGUGGACCUGGUCCACAGGCACCCUCUGUCAAUGCAGAUGAUCAUACUGGAACCACUGCAAACGAUGACCGCCCUGCAUCUGAUCCCAGUCCCCAUGCGGUCAGUGCUCAUGUGGUUAGUGCUAAUACUAGCAGCCACAAUGCGUUCACAACCAACAGUGACAACCUCCAUUCAUUUAAUAUCAAUGGCGAUGACCACAAGACAGUUGAUGUUAAUGUCGAUGACCUGGAGCCAGUUGUCUUGUCGACUUCUCCCUUCGCAGAGGAAACGCACUGGAAACAAUCCAUUCUCUAUCUAGAUGAACCUGUUGAAGUAUUCCAGGAUACUGUGUUAAAAGGAAAAAUAACAUUAACUCCCGCAGAAGAUAACCCAAGAUACCUCCGUAUAUCUUUGACUUAUGAGAUUGGAGAUAGUGGGAAAAAAACAAAAAUAUUCAAAAUGGGGGAGGAUUUCCCUCCCUUUGAAUGAUAGGUUUGAGAAUGUGCAUGUGAACUCUUCAGUGACUGGGCAUCUUUUCACUGUUUGGUUUCCAGUUAUUUUCCCAACUGCUGAUCCCAUCAUCCUCUGAAAGAUUCAUUGUGAGAAUGUGUCUCAAUGCAGAAAACCCACCCAGACAGCUGAUAGGAGAAACAGUCAAGUCAGGAGAAAAUGGAUGCUUCUAGGUUUCAUGGCAGGAAUGAAAAUUGUGAUUUUUGGGACCAAUGCCACUGUCUAUCUUGAAUUUUCAUGGAGAAUUUGCUGUAAGUUGCUAAGCAGUCACCAAAAGCCAAAACAAUGGGGAACCAAGCAGCUGCAAAAGGUGUGUGCAUUCAUGGGACUAGCACGUGUGUGACCAUGGGGUUAUUGUAGAGGGCAACCACAAAGCAUGGACCAGGUCUAAUAUGAUCCUACCAACAUGGUUCAGUUCAGUUUGAAG
Messenger RNA from Pristis pectinata (smalltooth sawfish), 2334 nucleotides. Its product is annotated as protein arginine N-methyltransferase 6-like. Lineage: Eukaryota; Metazoa; Chordata; Chondrichthyes; Rhinopristiformes; Pristidae. Gene Ontology annotation, biological process: peptidyl-arginine methylation. The record is from RefSeq and is a predicted model, not a curated record. Gene Ontology annotation, molecular function: protein-arginine N-methyltransferase activity. Bases 33 to 1886 code for a protein of 617 amino acids. The transcript has 3 exons.